This is a messenger RNA of Anolis sagrei ordinatus, 2382 nucleotides long. RefSeq names its product endo-beta-N-acetylglucosaminidase (gene ENGASE). Gene Ontology annotation, biological process: protein deglycosylation. NCBI's taxonomy places the organism in Eukaryota, Metazoa, Chordata, Lepidosauria, Squamata, Anolidae. Gene Ontology annotation, molecular function: mannosyl-glycoprotein endo-beta-N-acetylglucosaminidase activity. Gene Ontology annotation, cellular component: cytoplasm. The record is from RefSeq and is a predicted model, not a curated record.
GAAGGAAGGGAGCGAGGGGGGAAGGGAGGAGGGAGGGAGAGCCAUGGAGAGCGGGGAGCCCGACGGAGGGCCGGAGCAGAGCCGGGGGGCCAAGAAGAGAGCCGCCGGGGAGCGGGAGGAGGAGGAAGAGGAGGAGGAGGAGGAGGAGGAGAGCAGCAGCGAUGGCCGCGGGCGGAGAGAGGCCCUCUGGACGCCCGGCAGGGGGCGCCUCAAGCCGGGCCUCGGUUCUCAUUUUGAUAUGGAGAGCCAGAGGACGUCUGUUCUCCACAGGGUGGUCAGUUUUGCCCCUGAUCCUCUCCCUGCCAGACAGUAUGAUACGAAGACCAGUGAGCCAAUCAGCUUCUACCUCUCAAAUUUGGAAGAGCUGCUCGCCUGGAAAACAACCAGUGAUGACACUUUCAACGUUGCCACAGAGCCACUGGCUCAGCGCCAGCCUCCCCUUGACAGCCAUAGGCCCCGCACGCUGGUGUGCCAUGACAUGAAGGGCGGCUACCUUGAAGACAGAUUUAUCCAGGGCACAGAGGUAGCUGACCCUUACGUGUUCUACCACUGGCGUUACAUUGACAUUUUUGUCUACUUCAGUCAUCAUGCGGUCACGAUCCCACCAGUAGUAUGGACUAAUGCUGCUCACUGCAAUGGUGUCCUCAUGCUGGGGACAUUCAUCACAGAGUGGACCGAGGGUGGGAAGAUGUGUGAGUCCUUCCUGGCUGGAGAGAGUGAAGCAUACCAGGCCGUGGCCAAGCAGUUGGCUGAGAUGGCCCGUUUCUUUUGCUUUGAUGGCUGGCUGGUCAACAUUGAGAACUCUUUAAGUGUAUCAGCAGCCCGGAACCUGCCCCAUUUCUUGCGGUAUUUGACAGACCAAGUGCACCGACUUGUACCUGGAGGACAGGUCAUAUGGUAUGACAGCAUCCUGAGGACUGGGGAGCUCAGGUGGCAGAAUGAGCUUAAUGGGAACAACAAAGUUUACUUUGAUGUUUGUGAUGGUUUCUUUACCAACUACAAUUGGAAGGAGGAGCAUCUUUUGAGGACAAGGGAGCUGGCAGAUGACCGUAGGAUUGAUGUUUACGUUGGGGUGGAUGUUUUUGGACGCGGUGAUGUUGUGAGUGGCGGCUUUGAUACCAACAAGUCACUCCGCAUGAUUCGAGAGCAGGGCCUUUCAGUGGCCAUUUUCGCACCUGGCUGGGUAUAUGAGCAUCUGGGCUCAGAAGACUUCCUGAACAACGAGGACAAAUUCUGGGCACUGUUAUCUGAGCUGCUGCCAGUACAUAGUGUUGGCUCACUCCCCUUUUGUACCAACUUCAAUCUGGGCAUGGGCAAGAGGCAUUUUGUCAAGGGGCAGGAGAGAAGGGCAGAGCCAUGGUACAACCUGAGUGCUCAGGAGAUCCAGCCAAUAUACAUCAACCAGACCAUGCCCAACGGUGCCUGGCUGCGGACCCGGUGCUGCCUGCAAGAUGCCUGGUCCGGGGGCAGCUCCCUGCUGCUGGAGGGGACCAUCCCAACUGAUGUGUAUCAUGUCACAGCAAGGCUCUUUUCAUUCCAGGUGCCAGCCCCCCCUCGAGUGUUCCUGCUCUUGAUAUAUAAACAGGCCUCCCGAGCUGUGUCCUUUGUCCCACAAUUCACCACACGUCGCCAGUUGACCUCAACCUGCCCUCCCAACCCCAAGCCUCCUUCACCAGAACCAGAGAGACAUAACCCUUCCCCACUCCUCACACCUCCUCCCCACAUUGCCCAGUUCCUUAAAGGCUGUGGACAGCAUGGGAAACAUGGCUGGCAAAGCCGGUGCUAUCAGCUGGAGCUUCAGAACUGUUUUCUGGAUGAGCUCUCCAUUACGUUGUCCCGUCGACAGCCUGGACAGGAUGAGCUGUCCUUUGCCUGCCGCCUGGGAAAGAUCUGGGUUCUGGAUGCUGCAGGCCUGCGCACACUUUCACCCACUGCUCUUGCCAGUCUAGUGUUGCCCAUAGAUGUUGCCCAUGUCCAUUGGCACCGGGCUUCUGCUGGUUGGCUCUCCCUCAGUCUCACCUUGCGCUGGAUUUACCCUUCGAGUAAGGCCAACCGCUUCCGUGUGCACUACCGGAGUGGAGCAUGUGCCAGUGGCCCAGAGCCCCCCCUCAUUCUCAUUGGGGAGGCCCAUGCCCCCCUGUACCGGGUGACUGAGCUAAAAGUACCUGAAGCUCAAGAGUCUUCUUCCUGCCGUUUGGAGUUCCUGGUGGAGCCUGUGCCCAAAAAUGGCCUCCAGUUAGAUCCUGCUAUGUGGGGGAAACUGGCCUUUGUGUACUCUGACCCAAAGUUACCCAGCACUACCAACAGUGACACGUUGUAAACUAAUUUAUAUUUGUUGGAUCAUGGCAGUCCUGUUUCUAAAUAAAGGAGAUUCGACUGUAA